Messenger RNA from Ophidiomyces ophidiicola, 2112 nucleotides. It is a transcript of the gene DBR1, whose product is annotated as lariat debranching enzyme. The record is from RefSeq and is a predicted model, not a curated record. The coding region runs from base 1 to 2112 and encodes 703 amino acids. Gene Ontology annotation, molecular function: RNA lariat debranching enzyme activity. Gene Ontology annotation, biological process: mRNA splicing, via spliceosome. The transcript is spliced from 3 exons. NCBI's taxonomy places the organism in Eukaryota, Fungi, Ascomycota, Eurotiomycetes, Onygenales, Onygenaceae. Gene Ontology annotation, cellular component: nucleus.
AUGGCAUCUCUAUCAUCUAUACAACAUGGAUUUCGCUUGGCUGUGGAGGGAUGUGGGCAUGGAAAAUUGCAUGAUAUCUACGCUUCUGUGCGCACAGCUGCACAAAGCAAAGCAUGGGAUGGAGUCGAUCUACUUAUAAUUGGAGGCGAUUUUCAAGCUGUCAGGAACUCCAACGAUAUGGCUUGUAUGGCUGUACCACCGAGAUACAAGCAAAUAGGGGACUUUCAUGAAUAUUAUAGUGGUGCUCGCGUUGCCCCUUACCUAACUAUCUUUGUGGGCGGCAACCACGAGGCGAGUAAUCAUCUUUCAGAACUGUACUACGGUGGCUGGGUCGCGCCUAAAAUUUAUUACCUUGGUGCUGCAAAUGUCAUUCACUGUGGCCCCUUGAGGAUCGCUGGUAUGUCGGGAAUUUGGAAAGGCCCUCAUUAUCGCCUGCCACAUUUUGAGAGACUACCGUAUGACAACGAUGCUCUGCGCUCUAUCUACCAUGUCAGAGAGAUUGAUAUCCGCAAAUUGCUGCAACUCCGAACUCAAGUGGACGUUGGUGUUAGCCAUGAUUGGCCACAAGCGAUUGAAUGGAGCGGAGAUUACAAUGGUUUAUUUAGAAGAAAGUGGCAUUUUAGGGAGGACGCAGAAACCGGAAAGCUUGGAAGUCCUGCCGCAAAAUAUGUCCUAGAUCGCCUGCGGCCUGCCCAUUGGUUCUCUGCGCAUUUACAUGUGAGAUAUACUGCCAAGUUCGAGCAUACCGUCUAUAUACCCCCUAGGGUGGUAAAUACCCGCAAGUAUAAUACUCCACCCCAAACACAGCAGAUGCGAGAAGCAGCACUUAUACCUGAUGCAGAACCUCCUAAGCAGGAGGAAGUUUCUGAGCCCAUAACAGAGGUCAUUAUGGAAACUCCAGAUACCGAGGCCUGUUCCCACAGUACGACUGGUGGCCAGGUACUCCAUAACGAGCAAGAGCGAAUCAAUGCCUGGAGGGGCUUUCAUGAGGUCGCGUCAAAACGAGAAGCUCAGGAAAAUGCCGAAUAUUUAAAGUCUGCCGAUGAGUUUAGACGUCUCGUCGAAGCUGGAGAGAUCGAGAAACCGAGGUCCCAGGUCAACUAUCAGGUUACAUGGAAAAAGGUUGUGACCGACGAUAACCUUUCGAGAGACGUCACCGAUGUAGUGAGGUCUACUAUCAACUGUGAGACUGGCAAAGACCAAAAUCGACCUUCUUGCGAUGUGAAAAAUGAAGACGAGAUUGAUAUAGAGAUGGAUUCUGCGUCAGAAAAAGGAGAAACAACCCACAAAUCGCCAAAACAGAAUCACACCAUGCAAAUUGAAAACCCGUUACCUACAGCGGUAGAGGAUGUAUCAGCAGAGCUCCGGAGCCAGCUACCCGCCAGUUUUCAGAAGCCUGCUAUUCCAAAGGAACAUUUCGCUGAAAAGGCCCUAGUAGAAGAGGCUUUACCAGAGAGUAUUGGCAACAAAAUUACGGAAUUUCUAUCUUUGGAUAAGUGUGAGGGAGAGAAAGAGUGCAUUGAGUUACUAGAAGUGUUUCCUAUCUCUGCAUCCCCUACAGCAGGUAUCGAACGUCCCUACCAGCUUGCUUAUGACAAGGAAUGGCUCGCUAUAACUCGGGUAUUCGCAGAUAAUAUCCAAAUAGGGGGCCACGAGGCGGGUACAGCAGAUAACCCAGGCGCUCUUUUCUAUAAAGAAAAGAUCAUCGAGGAGGAAAAGUGGGUUGAAGAUAACAUCGUCAAGCAUGGAAAAAUGAUUGUUCCCGAGAACUUCACUGUCACAGCCCCUGUCUACGACCCAUCCGUCCCAGUCACCACGCAUGAACAGCCCUUUGAAUACUCAAACCCCCAGACCUCUGCCUUCUGUGAAAUGCUCGGCAUUCACAACCCGCUCCGGCUAUCCGACGAGAAGCGCCGUGAGCAAGAAGAUGCCAUAGUUCAAGCUAACGAGCGACGUCAAUGGGAUCCGGAGCCUUACUACGGUCGUGGACGGGGUCACUGGGGAAGACGUGGUGGCCGGGGCAACCGUGGCACUCCUUAUGGCAAUGGAUAUGGACACCCGCGCGGUGGGCGAGGAAACCGUCGUGGGGGACGAGGCAGAGGGCGCGGCUAA